UCUGGGCGGUAGAGAGGGUGUGGUGACUCAGCCGGAAAACAGCUUUCUCUUGUGUUUAAAACACCUCGUUGUUCAACCUGAGGAUCAUCACUGGUAUUAACAUCAGCAGAAAGCAAACUGUGAGAGAAGUCACUGUUCAGACAGAGAACAGAGUUAUCUGUUCCACACGUUAGAGACCCAAAUGCCCGGUCCCACCCAAGCCCUUUCCCCAAAUGGAGAGAAUAACAACGACAUCGUCCCGGACAACGGAACCAACAUCAUUCCUUACAGGAAAAAUACGGUGCGGGGAGAGCGCGCCUACAGUUGGGGGAUGGCGGUCAACGUAUAUUCUACCUCAAUAACCCAGGAGACUAUGAGCAGGCAUGACAUCACUGCCUGGGUUAACGAUAUUCUCUGCCUAAACUAUACGAAAGUGGAGCAGCUCUCCUCAGGAGCUGCCUAUUGCCAGUUCAUGGACCUGCUCUUCCCUGGCUGCAUCAGUCUUAAGAAAGUGAAGUUCCAAGCUAAAUUGGAGCACGAGUACAUUCACAAUUUCAAACUGCUGCAGGCAUCCUUCAAAAGGAUGAAUGUGGACAAGAUUAUUCCUGUGGAGAAACUGGUCAAAGGCAGAUUUCAGGACAAUCUUGAUUUCAUCCAGUGGUUUAAGAAGUUCUUUGAUGCCAAUUACGACGGUAAAGAGUACGACCCCGUGGCAGCCCGACAGGGUCAGGAUGCCAUUCCCCCCCCUGACCCCGGUGAGCAGAUCUUUAACCUGCCAAAGAAGUCCCUCCAUGCAGCCAGCUCCCCCACUGCAGGAGCAUCAAGGUCAACCUCCACAACCCCCAAGUCCUCAACACCGACAUCCCGACCCUCUUCAGCGAAAAAGAUCCCUGUAACAACUGCAAUUCCUGCCAAAGGGGAGAAAGAACUGGAAGCGCAGGUCACACAUCUUACAGAGCAGGUGGACACAUUAAAGUCGGCACUGGAAGGGGUGGAGAAGGAGAGGGACUACUACUUCAGUAAGCUGCGAGAGGUGGAGCUGCUGUGCCAGGAACACGGUGAAGAAAACGGCCCGUUUGUUGAUCGGCUAAUGGAGGUUCUUUACGCCUCAGACGACCAGGAAAGAGUGGAGCUGGCUGAGGGUGACGGACAGGAAGCGGAACAGCAAGCCCACGAGGAGGCACCAAAUGAUCAGCAGGAGGAACAGGAUGAAUACUGACUUCCAUCACACCUCACUGCAGUUACACCCUUCUUUUUAAAUAUGUGAGAACUGUUAUAAGGAUUUUUUAUUUUUCCUCAUGGUUUAUUUUUUGUUCUCUCCAAGACUGAGCACAUGAAGCAACCUCCUGAAUAGAAGCACCAUCACAUUUUUUUGUAUCUCUCUGCUCACUGUUUAAUGUUUUUUGUGACUUUUGGUGAACUGCUGUGGCAGGUUUGUGGUGACCACCUCUGCCAGCAGACACACUCAGACCAUCACAGAAGUUUCCGAGGACUGUGUGGGUGGAAAUUUAAUUUCUAAUCGUGCGGUAGAUGUGAUGAAAUGCUGAAGUUUACACAGGUACCAGUUACCUGUCAGUGCAAGUGUUAACUUCCCAGCUUCUGUCCUUUUCAUUUUAUUUUAUUUUUAUUUUGCAUAUCGACAAUAUUAUUCACAAGAAUGCAAUAAGCCAGGCCCUGAAAGGGCUAAUAGUAGCUCUUAUUUAACCUCCUUCCACAUGUUGCACUGACAUUUGACUCUGUAUUGGACAAUCUGUCCAUAGACCCUCACCAUAUUUAUUAUUGUAAAGCCUUAGGCAUAGUGCAAGAUUCAGAAUUGCAUCCUCGUGAAGGAGGACCAUACAGUUGAUGAAUUGUGAAUAAAAUGUAGUAUAAUGCCAACUUAUGUCUGUUUGACAGCUAUCCUUGCAAAUUCCAUUUCAGAUAAUCAGUGUGCUCCACAGUGUAAUUCACACCUCACAAGGAAGAAAGGUUACUGAGGACUAGUCUUACUACAAUUCAGCAUUUUUAUUUUUAAAGCUUCAGUUGGAGCCUGUGGUCUGUUACGAUUUCAGCUGUUUGUUUCAGACUUUUGUUUUUAACCACAGGUCUUAGGGAGAUGAGUCAGUUCACUGAGUUAUUUGCCGUACUAUAUUCCAGUAAGAACAUUGUAUACCCUUUCUUAAUAUUGCAUUUACUAAUAUUGAACUGGGCAGUGCACCAUAAUGCUUUAGUCAUAUAUUAUUGUGUAAAUGAAAAAGGAAUGUAAACUUGUACUGUCAAUAAUUAAUGACUGGUAAAUGUUUUUUUUCAUGUCCCACUCAUUAUGCAUUCCCCAAAAAACGUGUUGCAUGUUUGCAUUUUAUUUGUGAAUAACUUGACCUGCUUUUUACAUAUUUAAUAAAAAACGUUAAGUGAGCUUUUGUAUGUUUACCUGCUAUUUGAAAGAUGUUGAGAUUCGGAUGGAUUUGCUGUAAUAAAAUUGCGUUUUGAGUCCA
Messenger RNA from Hippoglossus stenolepis (Pacific halibut), 2453 nucleotides. RefSeq names its product microtubule-associated protein, RP/EB family, member 2 (gene mapre2). The transcript has 9 exons. Gene Ontology annotation, cellular component: microtubule plus-end; spindle midzone; cytoplasmic microtubule. Gene Ontology annotation, molecular function: microtubule plus-end binding. The coding region runs from base 182 to 1198 and encodes 338 amino acids. Gene Ontology annotation, biological process: protein localization to microtubule plus-end; spindle assembly; regulation of microtubule polymerization or depolymerization. NCBI's taxonomy places the organism in Eukaryota, Metazoa, Chordata, Actinopteri, Pleuronectiformes, Pleuronectidae. The record is from RefSeq and is a predicted model, not a curated record.